UAUGUGCGUGUGCCUGCCUUCUGAGUGUGUGAGACAAGCUGGGAUCAUGAGCCAGGGUUGUUCCAAGUGGUUUUAAUCAGCAAGCCAUUAGAGGAGAACAGAAAACUUCUAACAGGGUAAGAACCGAAUUGUUCCCGUACCCCUAUGGGAGGGUACUUCCCAAGCCUCUGCUUCUCUGGAACCCGUGACUUCUUGCCAGACACCAGGAAAGUCCUCAGCAGCAGCAAUGGGGAAAACUCUCACUAGUUUUGGGUAAAGUGUGCCUUCGACUUUUUUUACCCUGGCAAGACGUGGCUACUUGGACUGCAUCUGCAAUGUGGCAAAGGGUGAAGUGAGGACAGCAAAGAGGCCAUGGUUUGGGGGCAAGUCCCCAGGUGCCGCAGGCUUUGUCGCCCCCGUCCCUUGCUUCUGGCCUUAGUGGUGGCCAUCUGUCUCUUCUGCCAGACCCUGACUCCUCUCAUGAGCAGCAGCAUCCUUUCGGCAGUCGUUAAUGGGAUUGCACCCAGCAAACUGAAGAAAACACAGCAAGGAAGAUACAAGGAGGUCCCCCCAAGUGGCACUCGCUGCUUCCUCCCUGGCAGUAAUUCACAGACAGUGAAGAAGAUUGAUGACUCCAUUCUCAAGUACUUUGGAAGCCGCACGAGAAGAGCAAUUCUGGUCGCACCUCCUGCCCACCGGGAAACCGACCUUCAGCUCUGUCAGCGCAUCCUGGCAAAACAUGGAUAUACAGUCACAGUCCUUGGAAACAGCAGACUGAUGGAAGAUCCCAGGCAUGCGGGCCCUUAUCACAGUGGCAUAAGCCCUUGGGAUCUGUUGAUCUGCUUGUCUUCCAGAAAAAAUGAUGGUCCUGGCUGCAUCCAAAUAGGUGACUUGCAUCACCUCGAGUUAUUCCAGAAGGUAAAUGUACUUCCAGAAAUCCAGCAAUUCCUUUGCAGAAAAGAGGGAUUAUGCCAGAUAACAAAAGCCUUUUCAGACCUGCAGCUCCCAGUUGUUACCCCAGAGUGCUCCAGCCAGCCUGGGCUGUCAAGGGCCAGCGAUGCAAACAACGUGUCCCAGGACAGUGAAAGCACUUACAAGAUACAUACUGACCAUCUGCAGCACUGGUGGAAGCAGAGGACAAGCUCACAGCUGAAUAAAAUAUCAGCUUCACCAGACCACAAGAAUAUCCUUAAAGCUGAAGACCUUUCUGUCAUCAUCAAAGCAUAUGUACUUGUGACAUCCUUAACACCUCUGCGGGCAUUCAUUCAUUCAACCGCCACUGUCUGGCAUCCACCCAAGAAGAAACACUUUUCCAUAAAGCUGCAGAGAUUUUUUCAGAUAUUCUUCAGAAACAGUUCUCCCCAGCAAGCCUUCAACAACAUGAAGGAAGCCAUAAGCAAACUUCUACUUGUAACUGAGGUCUUCAGUGAAUCAUCUGCCUCAGGACCAAAUUCUUUAAAUCAAUGCAGCCAGUGUUUUCAAAUGCUAACCUUUGAUAUUGGAUUCAGCACCUCCAUAUAUCCAGUAGUUCUCAAGGUGCAUGAAAACUUUGACUUUCAAGAUGAAGAUGAAUCAAAUAUUCAAGACAAAACUUUCAAAGAAUUUCUUUUUGAAGAUACUCUUAAGUUUCUCUUUUCUAAUGAAUCGUCAACAUCCAGUUUCAUGGAAGCUUUACAAAAAAUAUAUGGAUCAACUGUGAGCAAGGAUGGAACUUACCACAGAGAAGAUGAGCAAUGUUUGUCUUUAGAAGAGAUAAAUUCAAUUAUUACUUUCAUAAAGGAGCUGAAGAGUCUUGGACAAUUUGAGCUGCUUUUCCCUUCUGCUGCACCCAGGAUUCAAACUUUAUUACGUGACCUUUAUCACAUGGUAGACCCGAUGAGGCGGCUUGGUUCAGUCCUGACUGUGCACUGGUUGCUUUCCAGUUUACUUGAACAAUUCCAGUUCAUGACAAAAGAGACACAUACGAGUCUUUCACAAUGGAGAAGCAAGAAGAACUCUAGAAACUCAUCUCAAACUAUAAUGAAAUGGUUACAGCCUAGGAAUUCUUCCCAAGAAAAUGCAAGUCCUAAGCAGAAUAUUCCUUCUGACUUCAAGAAGAAUCGUGAAGCAUUACAUUAUUCCAAUAAGACUAAAGAAAGACAAUGCAGUUAUGAUAAAGAUACCCUAUCUCAUAUCAGGCAGAUCUUCACCAGUCCACAGCUGGACUUGAAUCCUCACUUUAACCCAAAGAUCAAAGAAUACUAUGCAGAAGUCCCAUUCGACAUGGUGACAGUGAAGAUAGGAGCAGAACCCUCUAACUGUCAAUGCCAAGUACACCUUGAUGAGAAGAAAGGGCCAAGCUUUGCUAACUAUCCCCUGGGCCUUGGGUUGAACAAAGUCAUCAUUCUCGUAACAGAUGGUUCGCAGCCCAGCCCUCAGGUUGUGAGCAGCUACAAAAUCACAAUUUAUCGAGAGGACCGCCCUAGUCUGCCUUUGUUUGAUGACUAUAUGAUGUGUGGGUUUGUGCAGGACUGUGGUUCUCGAAUUCAUCCAGAGGAGUCUUGUGGCUUGCAGCCUCUGUCUCAUGAAUACCUCUCAGCAAUUUCACAGACGGUGUUUAAGACCUGUGAAGCUGGAGACACAAAAGGGCAGUGGAUUGUCCCUUGCCUCAGCUGCUCUGACAACAGGACCUGCGACUGGAGAGCAAUAACGUGGCAGCCCCACGGCUGCCGAUACUCUGCGCUGGCCAAGCCUGAGCUCCAGCGCUGCGUGGAGGGCAGAAGGAUUCUUUUUAUAGGUGACUCCACAAACAGAGGGAUGAUGUACUAUCUAAUAGAAAGAGUGAAUAAGACUCUUCAGGAAUGGCAAAAGACUCACGACGUGAAGUGUUAUCAUAACAUCAAUGAAGGGAAAACAUUUAUCAGUUACUCCUACUAUCCCCAGUUUUGGAUGAAUGCAAGCCAGAGACCAACUUUUGAAAAAGCACUAGAACAACUGCUGCACAGAUCACGUCCCCUGGAGAACACAGACCAGACCGUAUUAAUUGUAGGUGGUGUUCAGUGGCUUAAUUCUAAUCACCUGCAAAUUAUCCAAAAGGUGUUGAACAGGGAAAAUCUAUCAAAUAUCCUGGUAAUUAUAAAAUCCAUAGGAAUGGGUUUUCACCUCCCAGUGGAUGGAAUACAUUCUCUAUCACAGGCAGAAGUGCAAAACUUGUGGAAUGAAAACUUGGUCAUUCUGGAUACAGCAAAAAAAUUUGGCUACGAAGUUGUUGACACCUUUGUCAUCACCAUGGGACGUUACAAAGAAUUCCUGCAAGGGAAGUGUGGCUGCCAUUUCCAUGAGGUGGUAAAAUCCAAUCCCUCUGGAGAAAGUCCUCACAGAACAAUGACGUUACCAAGGCACUAUAUGCUGGGGAAAUAUUUCAGCAGUCAAAGCAAACCAUCACAACUGCAGGACUCUGCAACAGAUUCCCAGUCCCCAUAUCAUGUCCGAGGUCCAAUAAAUGAAGUGUAUUCUGAAAUCCUCCUCAGCAGGCUCUGUGCAAGUAAGAGGGAGCUUGUUAGCACAUAGCCUUUCUUGGCUGAACACUGGGACUAGAGAUGUCCCACUGCCUGAGUGACAAUCAGAGGACCACAGUGAAUUUAUGAUACACUUCCUUGAUUGGAUGCACACGCACCAACAGAGUUUGGGACAUGUGACAUUUCUCCUAAAACUUUAUGAAAUCAAGAUAUGCCUGGACAACUCUGUGAAGCCAAAAUGGAAGACGGAGGGAUGCAAAGGAGAGACGAGGGAAGUUACUUGAACUGUUGCCAAAGACUGGAGCAGCUGUAGCUCAAGCAACUGUGUAUUAAUGAUAGGAAAGAGGGAGAAGUAUAUACACUUGAACGAUUGCGAAAGGACUGCCUUAGCUCUUCUGCACUAUGUAGUUUUCUAUUUAUAGAAACACUGUAAUAUUUGAAUGUAUUUAGAAACUGGCUACAUUCCAUUUUAAGGAGUUUUAUUUUAUGUGGAUGCAUUCACUUCACUAUCAGACCUUUUAUAUUUAGAUACUUGGUUUAUAUAAUUUGAAAAUUCUAUUAGCAUUUUACUGAUGACGCCAAGUUUUGAACUCUAGUGUUUUGAGUGAAAGGACAUCCCUUCUUUGACGGAACAAAUGUCUACUCUAUUUUUUGUGUAUUCUAAAGCAGAUGUAGAGGUAGAUUACUUAUUCUUGAGACUGAUAUAAUUGUCUCGAUGUAACAUGUAAAUACAGUGAAUAUCCUAACAUAACCUUAUUUAUGUGGUCCCAGUUUAGGAGAGUCACCAUAUGCUGGAAGACUUCUUAGAUAGCUGCUUCAGCAUCUGGCUUGGCCUAUAAGCCAAGCAAAUAUUCUUCCUGCAUGGAAGUGCCACUUCUUUUGUGGUUUUUUUUAUAAAAUACUUGCCAAUGUGUUAAGCCUGUACCAAAACACAAGAAAAAUCCCCUUUGCAAAUACACAUAAAGACUUUGGGGUCUGGUUUUUAAUGUCAUGACAAGUGUAUGAUGCAAUGUGAUGGCAGCAGAUUAUACUGCCUGUAUCUCGUUCUUGGCAGGGACAAGACCUUCUCUGAACAGUAGCUUCAUGCAGUAGCCCAGCUGCAUCAUUGAUGUUUGCAGACCUAGUCUAGGUGAAACCCCAGGGAGAGGCUUCACCACUGAAGGGGGGAAGUGUCUGCUGAUCCCCCACCACAAUGUUGACAGCACAUUCAUUCCCAGCCAUGGCGCCCCGAUGGAAAACAUGGUCCAGGCUUAGCAGCUGGGUGAUAGGUUAACGGUGACAGAGAGCAAAGCCCCUGGAUCCACACAGUCAGUAUCCCCAGCUAAAAUAUAGUGAAUUCUUCCUCCUUCAGAGAAGAUACAUGCAAAUAUGGUGGGGAACUGUCAUGCACUGUGGAGUUUGGCCUCCCUAGAUGGUCAGAAUAUCCUCAAAAAGAGGAUCUGGCAUAUAUGAUUCAGGAGACUUUCCACUAUAUUGACCAAGCGCCUAAUUUAAACAAUGACAUUACAUUUAGUGAGACAGUGUGAAUAUUUCUGUUUCUCUAUAAUAUGCUGCUGCUGUGCUUACAGUAAAUAUCCCUGAAUUUCUUUGUAAGGUUUUCUCUGGAAUGGAGCUUUACAUGAAAGAUGGGUCAAGAACUGUGCAUAAAUACUGAAAAUGUCAGUAUUUGGUUUUGAGCAAUAUGAUUAUCUAAGAAAUAUAAUUGUAUGCAAAUUAUGUAAUAUAUAAUCUUGAGUCUGGAACUCCAGGGCUGCAAAACCUAAAAGUUGAAGGAUUUAAUAUCAUGCCAUUUAUGUCACUAGAUACAAAAUGCAAUCAGAUGUCUUAGGUAUUAAGAAGAUCAAUUAUAGAUGUAUUACAAUUCUGCUUCUGUGAAGACUUUUUUGGAGCUCACUUAAAUCCACAUGCUGUUACUGUUGUUCUGUACACAAAUGUUUUCAAGGCAUGAACUGGGUUUUUAUUUUUUGUUUGGGCUGGUUGUUGUUUUUGUUUGUUUGUUUGUUUAUUUGUUUUUUUUUUAUUAAAGCCUAUUGCUGAAGCAUAAGCUACAAUGAUGAAAAGGAAAACACUGACUUUGUUAUAUUGCAGCUGGUAUCGGCGAAUGUGCAAUUCAUCGCUUCUGGUUUCACCACAAAAUAGUUUACAUGUGCUAUACACCCUGAUGUCUUAAUGUUUUCCAAAUCUUCAUAUUUUUCAAAUGUAUCAAGUUGAAAUUUUCCUAUGUGUUUUCUGUUUUUCACAUGUCUAUGUACAUAUAUAUGUCUGUACAAAGUCAUUGCUACAGUUUUCAAAUGGAUCUUUAUUUAAAGAAGUUCAUUGAAUAAGUUUUUUCCAACACUAUAUAUCAUCCAUUUAAUCUUAAGAACAAAGGCACUGCAGACUAGAACAGGUACCAAAGCAUGUUUUUCAUUAUUCAACUUUAAAAUAGGUUUAGAAUCUCUAGCUAUUUGAAAGAGUAGAGUUGAGAUUCACAUGGAAGCAUUGCUCACUCAUGCACAUGAACAGUUACAGAUUAAGACAAUAAAAAAACUAUUAUGUUUGAACUCCA
Molecule: messenger RNA, 6024 nt
Organism: Apus apus (common swift)
Lineage: Eukaryota; Metazoa; Chordata; Aves; Apodiformes; Apodidae
Gene: CPED1
Product: cadherin like and PC-esterase domain containing 1
Exons: 24
Coding region: 352-3528 (1058 amino acids)
Source: RefSeq, a predicted model, not a curated record